Coregonus clupeaformis (lake whitefish) is the source of this 1822-nucleotide messenger RNA. RefSeq names its product cation channel sperm-associated protein 1. Gene Ontology annotation, cellular component: membrane; CatSper complex. Bases 47 to 1348 code for a protein of 433 amino acids. The record is from RefSeq and is a predicted model, not a curated record. The transcript is spliced from 13 exons. Lineage: Eukaryota; Metazoa; Chordata; Actinopteri; Salmoniformes; Salmonidae. Gene Ontology annotation, biological process: spermatogenesis; calcium ion transport; flagellated sperm motility. Gene Ontology annotation, molecular function: calcium-activated cation channel activity; voltage-gated calcium channel activity.
UGCAGAAGGUUUUAUUUUUCCAGAGACAAUACGCCUGGAGUACAAGAUGGAACAUCGACCAUCAUACAGGCAGACAGUGGCUGGAAAGGGCUCAACCAGCCACCACAAGUCAUCCAUAGGCGGGAAGCAGCCACACAAGAAGCGAGUGUUCUCAACAUGUGAGGCCUUAGAUGGUGAAAUGUUGAAGAGACUCAUCCAAAAAGAUGAGCAGCGGAGGAUCAAGGAGCAGCGGAACUCUAGGAAAGGUUGGCUGAGGGCAUGGGGUGCCCUGCAGGACUGGAUGCAUCAGCUGUUCAGGAUCAUUGUGGCCUUCACAGAAGACCCCAUGUUUGACAAGUUCAUCCUGUUUGUGGUGGUGCUCAACACAGGGACCCUGGUGGCCCAGACAUUUGAAAGUGUGACUGUGAGAGGAGGGUGGUUCUUCUCAGCUCUCGAUUCUGCUUUUCUGGCGAUCUAUUUAACGGAAUGUGUGCUGAAACUGCUUGUCUGGGGUCGACUCUACUUCAAAAAUCCCUGGAAUGACCUGGACUUUUUCAUAAUUACGAUGAGCCUCAUUGACUUCCUGCUGCCACUCAUUGAGUCUGCAGGGAACUUCAGUGGAGGCCAGGCAUCCACAAUCUUCCGCAUCCUCAAGCUCUUCAAAGGGGUCCGGGCCAUCCGAGCGUUCCGGGUCUUGCGUACCAUCCGCUUCCUCCAAAAUCUCCAGUCCAUUGUGUCCACCUGUCUCCAGUCUCUCCAGUCCAUGGGUGCCAUCAUCAUCCUCAUGUUCACAUUCCUCUUCAUGUUUGCUGUCAUUUUCCGAGAGAUGUUUAACGAGUCUGACCCGCAUCGCUUUGGCACCAUGUUUCGGACAAUUUUCACUCUGUUCCAGCUGCUCACGCUGGAUGACUGGGCUUUCAUUUACUCUACCAGCCGAGACAACGGUGCACCUCAUAUUAUCAUCUUUCUUGUCCUGUACAUUGUGGUGGAAUACUUCACUUUCCUCAAUCUAUUCAUUGCUGUCCUUGUCGACAACUUCCAGAUGACAAUCAAGAGACGGAUGGCGUCAAAGAUCCAAAAGUUCCAAGAGGUAUAUGAGAGCGAGAUGCAGUCAAUGAAGAAGUUAGAGCCCCAGCCCAUUGAACCACAGACCGAUGAGGAGUUCUAUGAAGAGGCCCUCAAAUUGAGCUAUAGUGAAAAUAAGUAUGGAAAGAGGGAGAUAGAGCUGAUCACCAGCUACCUCAGACUGCUGGCAGCCAUAGAUCAGAACCAGCAGACGUUCCGCUCCCAGGGCUGUGUUCUGGAGCGCCUCAUCGAUGCCUUCUUUGAGGCAACACAGGAGGACAUUCAGGGGAAUGACCACGAAUAGGGAAAUAAGUGUCAAACUUAAAGAAAACAACCUUAUUUCUUUCUCCAGAUCAGUGAUGACAACUCAGAUUUUAUCCUUUGAAAACUCAUAAAGUCAUGAAACCCAGUAAAAGUGUCCUGGUUUAUUAGAUAUGUGUAAAUCCAUCGCUCUUUAGGCUAUUAUAACAAUAAUCUGUUUGUUAGAUUUAUAGCCUUUUUCAGUGUUGCCAAAAAUCACUGAUUCCCCUAUCUCUAAACCACUUACAAACCCAUGCACUGUUCAUAUAAUACAAAAGAGAAAACAAAUCAAUGUUGAAUUUGCACUUAAAUAUGAAGGGAAAUAACUAAAUAUUAGCGACAACAGAAAAACAAAGUAUGAAUCACUUGUUACAAAUCCCUAACUAUACACACAAAUGUACAGUAAAUAGUCAUUAAAUUAAAUGACACAUAUUGUGCCAAACAUGUUAAUUUACAUUCAAGUUUUUUUUUUUUUAAG